AUGAUUCCUGUCACUGAACUGCGCUAUUUUGCUGAUACCCAGCCAGCAUACCGCAUCCUGAAACCAUGGUGGGAUGUCUUCACGGACUACAUUUCCAUAGUUAUGCUGAUGAUUGCAGUGUUUGGAGGGACACUUCAGGUCACUCAGGACAAAAUGAUCUGCUUGCCCUGCAAAUGGGUUACCAAAGACUCCUGCAAUGACUCUUUCAGAGGUUGGACAGCUGCAACUCCAGACCCCACUUACUAUAACUCUAGUCUUGUCCCAUCUCAGGACACUGGGCCUACAGGGAUCCGAUAUGACCUAGACCGGCACCAGUAUAACUAUGUGGAUGCAGUGUGCUAUGAGAAUCGCCUUCACUGGUUUGCCAAGUAUUUCCCUUACCUGGUGCUGCUACACACACUGAUCUUCUUGGCUUGCAGCAAUUUCUGGUUCAAAUUCCCAAGGACCAGCUCCAAGCUGGAGCAUUUUGUGUCUAUUCUGCUGAAGUGUUUUGACUCUCCAUGGACAACAAGAGCACUGUCUGAGACAGUGGUGGAGGAGAGUGAUCCCAAGCCUGCCUUUGGGAAGAUGAAUGGCUCCAUGGAGAAGAAAUCUUCCACAGUCAGUGAGGAUGUGGAAGCCACUGUCCCCAUGCUACAGAGAACAAAGUCGCGGAUUGAGCAAGGGAUUGUCGAUCGCUCUGAGACGGGCGUCUUGGACAAGAAAGAAGGGGAACAGGCCAAAGCGCUUUUUGAGAAAGUUAAAAAGUUCCGCACGCACGUGGAGGAGGGAGACAUAGUCUAUCGCCUCUACAUGAGACAAACCAUCAUCAAGGUGAUCAAAUUCAUCUUGAUCAUCUGCUACACUGUCUACUAUGUCAACAACAUCAGGUUUGACAUUGACUGCAAGGUGGACAUCGAGAGCCUGACAGGUUAUCGCAUGUACCGCUGUGCUCACCCUCUUGCCACUCUCUUCAAAAUCCUAGCCUCUUUCUACAUUAGCCUGGUGAUCUUCUAUGGACUGAUCUGCAUGUACACACUCUGGUGGAUGCUGAGGCGAUCCCUCAAGAAAUACUCCUUUGAGUCCAUCCGGGAGGAGAGCAGCUAUAGUGACAUCCCUGACGUCAAGAACGACUUUGCUUUCAUGCUGCACCUGAUCGACCAGUACGACCCCCUCUACUCCAAGCGAUUCGCUGUCUUUCUGUCUGAAGUGAGUGAGAACAAGCUGCGGCAGCUGAACCUCAACAAUGAGUGGACCUUGGAGAAGCUGCGGCAGAGGAUCACCAAGAACUCCCAGGACAAGCUGGAGCUGCAUCUCUUCAUGCUGAGUGGCAUCCCCGACACCGUCUUUGACCUUAUUGAGUUGGAGGUGUUGAAGCUGGAGCUCAUCCCCGAUGUUACUAUCCCUCCAAGCAUUGCCCAGCUCACCAGCCUUAAGGAGCUGUGGCUCUACCACACGGCUGCCAAGAUUGAGGCCCCAGCCCUUGCCUUCCUGAGGGAGAACCUGAAAUCUUUGCACAUUAAGUUCACAGACAUCAAGGAAAUCCCUCUGUGGAUUUAUAGCCUAAAGACCUUGGAGGAGCUCCACUUGACAGGGAACCUGAGUGCAGAGAACAACCGUUACAUUGUGAUCGACGGACUGAGGGAACUGAAGCGGCUCAAGGUACUUCGGCUGAAGAGCAACCUCACCAAGCUGCCGCAGGUGGUGACGGACGUUGGUGUGCACCUCCAGAAGCUCUCCAUCAACAACGAGGGUACCAAGCUCAUUGUCCUCAACAGCCUUAAGAAGAUGGUCAACCUGACAGAGCUGGAGCUGAUCCGCUGCGACCUGGAACGCAUCCCACACUCUAUCUUCAGCCUCCACAACCUCCAAGAGAUCGACCUGAAGGACAAUAACCUCAAGACCAUUGAGGAGAUCAUUAGCUUCCAGCACCUACACCGUCUCACUUGCCUUAAGCUGUGGUACAACCAUAUAGCCUACAUCCCCAUGCAGAUCGGCAACCUCACCAACUUGGAGCGCCUUUACCUUAACCGCAACAAGAUAGAGAAGAUACCCACCCAGCUUUUCUAUUGCCGGAAGCUGCGGUACUUGGAUCUCAGCCACAAUAACUUGACUUCUAUACCAGCAGACAUUGGGCUACUGCAGAACCUGCAGAACCUAGCUGUGACAGCCAACAGGAUUGAGAGUCUCCCACCUGAGCUCUUCCAGUGCAGGAAGCUGCGGACCUUGAACCUGGGAAACAAUGUGCUGCAGUCACUGCCAUCGCGGGUGGGCGAGCUGACCAACCUGUCCCAGAUAGAGCUGCGGGGGAACCGCCUGGAGUGCCUGCCGGUGGAGCUGGGGGAGUGUCCUCUGCUGAAACGCAGUGGGCUGGUGGUGGAGGAGGACCUGUUCAACACCCUGCCCCUGGAGGUCAAGGAGCGGCUGUGGAGGGCAGACAAAGAGCAAGCUUGA
Molecule: messenger RNA, 2433 nt
Organism: Emys orbicularis (European pond turtle)
Lineage: Eukaryota; Metazoa; Chordata; Testudines; Emydidae
Gene: LRRC8A
Product: leucine rich repeat containing 8 VRAC subunit A
Exons: 2
Coding region: 1-2433 (810 amino acids)
Molecular function (GO): protein binding
Source: RefSeq, a predicted model, not a curated record